UCGUAGAAGUAGAAGAAGUGAACGAAGAUGAUAUAGCUCUCAUCAGACGGCUCUGGCUGCAACAAGUUAAAACUGUGCGUUACAAGCGAAUUAAUAUGAGACACGAUAACAGCUAAACAACAAAAGAGUAUUUUAAGACUCGGGAGUCCGUUAGGUCUCAGCUUUAGCUCAGUCAACGACCAUGGAUUAGCUAACUAGCGAGCUAACGUCACCUGGAGUGUUUUGUUUUUAACGCUUCCGCCGUCUAAACGUGCAUGACUUGAAAGAGUUCUGUCCUUCCCACAGGGACAGUAAAAAGUGCGACCUUUAGCAUGGACAAUAGCGCCAUUUAUGUCCGAGAAAGAGGCAGCCUUCGCCGCGUCGGUGACAUCGUCCUGGCGCAGCCGAAGCCAGUGUCGUCGUGCAGAAGGACAAACCCGUUUGUGCUGAGGAAAGAGCACUUCAUAUUCACCUACAACGCAGCGGGCAGUCUGAGAUACACCACCAAGUCUCUCUUUGACAUCGCCCUGUUGUUCGUGGCGGACAACAUCCACCACGUGGACUCUCUGGUGGGCUUCCCCGAGCAGAUAGGGGACAGGCUUUUCUCAGCAGCAGAGGAGAACCGUGUGUUUUUAAACGCAGACGUUUCUCCAAAAGCCCUGCAGCUGUUCGGUGACGCAUAUGGGGAGAUGGUGCUUGGGUCCCUCUGUCUCAGAAAUAGAUUUCCACUCUUGCAUGAGAGGAUGGGUGAAAUAAAAACAUUUCACAGUUUGAAGUCUUUAGACCUGUUUGGCUGCAGACUGGGUGACGAUCACGAGAUAUUCCAUCACCUAACAUCCAGCUCAUUGGCCAGCAACCUAAUCCAGCUUUUCAUUGGUGGUAACGGUCUGUCGGAUGUCGGCCUGCAAAGAUUGACCGCACCUAUCCGGAUGCUGAGGAAGGGACUGCACUGUCUUCAGCUACUUGAUGUUUCCUACAACCCUAUCUCAGUGAAGGCUCUGAGAUACCUCACAUGCCUCCCAAAACUUGAAAAUCUUGACGCAUCUGGGACCAGUUUGAAGCUUGGCGCUGGACUGAAGACAACCAUGUGGGACCUGUUGGGGCUCAUUCAUUCCGAGAAACCGCUGGACACCUUUGAUCACUCGAGAUGUAAAACAGAAGGUUGGGCAGAGCAGGUUGUAAACCAGUGGGAAACAAAUAGCUCACAAAUGCCAAAGCAGAAGAAAAUUGAUGAAUCCAGAACAUCAGCACUUCGCUUUUUUGGCAGGCAGAAGUUUGUCAGAGAAGUACUGAAUGCUGCACCUUUGGUAUGUGAGAGCGAGAAGGAGGCCGAGAGGGAGAGACUGCAUUUCUUCAGACCUGCAGCAAACAGUCACGUACCAGUGAAACAGAAUCCUCCCGCCAGAAGUCACGAAGGGAAGCCUUCCUGGGACAAUAUCAAAAAAAGGCAGCGUCAGUCAGGAAAGCCGGACAGUUCCCAUCGAAGUCCUCCACCAAAACGUUUGUCUUCAUCAGCUCUGUCUGCGGAGGACAUGGACUUGUUGAACAGCUACUGAGGUAUGCCACCAUGCAGCAUGCCGCGGAGAGCGGCUCGAGCAUGUCGGCUAACCGGUAACAUUUAGGCUCAAAUUAACAAUUAUUUUUCCCGAGAUGAUUCACGCUGGUGAACUGUAAACACCUUUUCUUGGAUACAGGUGGCGUGAAUUUUUAUAAAUAAAGUUGAGUAUUAUUUAUAGUCCACUUCCUUGCUUGACGUUUUGUUGUUUGGAGACACAGUCUAGCUGAUUUUUAGUUGAGAAUUUUAUAUGGAAUAGGCUGAACUGAGGCUCAAUGCCAACAACAUGGUAAUCUAAAGGUGGUUGCCUUAUUACCUAAUCUUUAUAGAGAGACCCUGUGCAAGGUUUAUGUUCAUUUGUUGUUCUUUUGUUGCAUAUUUCUGAAGGACUGUUAAUAGUGUAGUGCGCGGUGCCCCCGCACGCUUUCUUAAUUUUGAAUUUU
This is a messenger RNA of Anarrhichthys ocellatus (wolf-eel), 1977 nucleotides long. It is a transcript of the gene lrrc42, whose product is annotated as leucine rich repeat containing 42. The record is from RefSeq and is a predicted model, not a curated record. NCBI's taxonomy places the organism in Eukaryota, Metazoa, Chordata, Actinopteri, Perciformes, Anarhichadidae. Gene Ontology annotation, molecular function: protein binding. The coding region runs from base 312 to 1535 and encodes 407 amino acids. The transcript has 7 exons.